UUAACGCUCUACUAACUUUCCCUUCCUUAAUCAUUCUCCUAAACUUAUUACGGGCUAACCCUUUUAGUUUCUUAUAUAGCUAAUCUCAUAUUUAAAGUCAGAUCACCGUUUUAUUCACUCAGUGUCUUUGACCCCUAGCAACUAUCUCUUCUUCAAAUUCAAACUCCAGUGUUCUUUCGCUAUUUUUUUCAAUUUUAAUCUUACAUUUGUGGUUACUGUUACCGUUUAUUCACUUAGUUUGAUAUUAAGAAGUGGAAUUCAGUUAGUUUCGGUUUGAUCUUUUUGUAAUCAUGAGGUUUCUUUAGGACAAUGAUCAACGUUAUUUGCCUUUUUCUUAAGAAAAAUCAAGUGUCAAAAGUGUAUAUUUCUGAAUAUACAAGAUAUUUAGUAGAUUAUAAAUAUCUUGUGUCGCAGUAACAAGAGUUAAUUACGCAAAUGGGAAGUUCAUGUUUACCUCCAGGAUUCAGAUUUCAUCCAACAGAUCAAGAGCUUAUAGGCUAUUACUUAACUAGAAAAGUGGAAGGUCUCGAGAUCGAGCUUGAAGUAAUUCCUGUUAUUGAUUUAUACAAAUUCGAUCCUUGGGAGUUGCCAGAUCAAUCUUUCCUUCCUAAUAGAGACAUGGAAUGGUUUUUUUUCUGUCCAAAGGACAAAAAAUAUCCAAACGGUUUACGAUCUAAUAGAGCUACAAAAACUGGUUAUUGGAAACCAACUGGCAAAGACCGGAAAAUUACAUGUAGAUCGUCGGGUGUCUUAACCGGCUACCGGAAAACACUAGUUUUCUAUGAAGGUCGUGCCCCAUUAGGUGCUAGAACUAACUGGUUUAUGCAUGAAUAUCGUCUAAACGAUGACAAUCUUUCUCAAAAAUCACCAAAUUUCAAGGGAGCUUUCGCGUUAUGUCGCGUAGUCAAAAAGAGCCAACUUAAGACCAAAACUUUGAAAAAUAAAGAUGAACAAGCUAUUAGCUCUGGUUGCUCUAGCCUUGCGACUUCUCCAUGUCGCGAUGAAACGACGCAACUUCAAUCAUUCAAGCCUUAUUCAACUACAAACAAAUCUUCUACUAGCAUUUGGCAAUCUACUGAUUUCAUCCUUGAUUCCUCCAAGGAUUAUCCUCAUACUCAGGAGGGUGUUUCUGAAUUUUCCAAUUUACAUUUUCCAGUAAAUAAGGCCAACCACCACGUGGGAUUUCCCGAGAGUUCUUCUUAUUUGAACGUUGAUCAGGACAUUGACCAAUCAAUGCCGACCGGAUAUUGGCCAAAUUAUGAAUACGACCAAACCGGCUCAUUCGCCUACUCAAACCUUUUCUAGGUAGAAGGAAGUGUGUGGGGGUCUUUCUUCUGAACAGAAACGCCUUUUAACGUUGGAGUCCUGGACGAAGAGUUGUCAUAAAGUUGGAUUUGGAAGUCGCUUUGCAUUUUAUUUGUAGAGAAUAAUUAUAUGGUUGCUUUUGAGUUUGGUUUUCAUAUUACUAAUGAAUACAUAUUGUAUGCUGUGGAAUAACUAUUUUAAUUUACUAAUUGGUAUAGCUUUAAUGAUUA
Messenger RNA from Raphanus sativus (radish), 1535 nucleotides. RefSeq names its product NAC domain-containing protein 71. Gene Ontology annotation, molecular function: DNA binding. NCBI's taxonomy places the organism in Eukaryota, Viridiplantae, Streptophyta, Magnoliopsida, Brassicales, Brassicaceae. The record is from RefSeq and is a predicted model, not a curated record. Bases 436 to 1305 code for a protein of 289 amino acids. The transcript has 4 exons. Gene Ontology annotation, biological process: regulation of DNA-templated transcription.